Molecule: messenger RNA, 1764 nt
Organism: Sardina pilchardus (European sardine)
Lineage: Eukaryota; Metazoa; Chordata; Actinopteri; Clupeiformes; Clupeidae
Product: P2Y purinoceptor 1
Exons: 1
Coding region: 276-1316 (346 amino acids)
Biological process (GO): G protein-coupled receptor signaling pathway
Cellular component (GO): membrane
Molecular function (GO): neuropeptide receptor activity
Source: RefSeq, a predicted model, not a curated record
CAGAGGUGUGUGGAGAGAGAGCAGCCAAGACAUUAAAGAAAAGCCUACCUGAAACACAACACAUGAUAAUCACAACAUGAAGACAACUUGAAGACUGUCACUGCAUCAAGGAUUCAGUAGGUGAAAUGUUCUAUGCAAAAAAAAACAUAUCAAGGAUGUAGGCGUAACGACGGUACCUUCAGCUCCUUUUGCAGUGCAACACGAUGAAUUCGAAAGUAAGAUGAAGUGCGAGACUCUCGAACUGCAAAUUCGUUCAAUUGUUAGUGUGCAAUUCCAUGAGAGCUGAACACGAAGAGAAAAUGGAGAACGUAUCCGAGACGUUACAUUUAUCUGAGUGUAAGAGGAUUCAUAUAAAAUUUACUCACAUUUUCUUGCCCACCAUUUAUGUCCUUGUGUGCGUAAUUGGGAUUGUGGCAAACGUCUGCGGAUUGAAACUGGUGUUUAAUCGAUGGAGGAAACUUGGAGACAUUAAAUUUUUCAUCUUGAAUCUUGGCAUUGCCGACUUACUGUAUGUUUCUACGCUUCCGUUCUUAGUCAGCUAUUACGCACAUAACAGCACUUGGAGAUUUGGAACUAUAUUUUGCAAGAUAACACGAUUUUGCUUCAACCUAAACCUCUAUGGCAGCAUCGGAUUUUUAACCUGCAUUUGUGUGUACAGGUAUCUUGGUAUUGUAUAUCCCAUGAAAAGUAAAGGUGUUUUAAACACACGGCUCUCUGUGGCCAUAAGUGCACUUGUUUGGAUUUUGGUCAUCGUUCAAAUUACCCCAGAUAUGUUCUUUGACAAAUCAAAGUUUAAUUCCUCGGAAUCCUGUUUUGAUACAACUGGCGACAACCUCAUCAAGGAUUACCUGCCAUACAGCAUCGGCUGGACUAUAACGGGAUUUGUCAUUCCUCUACUUGUCAUAAUUGUUUGCUACGGGCACGUGGCAUUCGUCCUCAUGACCAAGGCGAAUAUCAACACUUUGCUGAAGCAAAGGAGUCUUAAAUUGGUCAUAUUUUUGACUGUGUUGUUUUCAGUUUGUUUCCUUCCAUAUCACAUUUUAAGGAAUCUUAAUUUGUCUACGAGGAUUUUGAAAAUGGAGGGAAUCUGCCACAAAACUUUUGACGAUAUUUAUGUAGCCUAUCAAGUCAGCCGAGGACUCGCCUGCUUGAACAGCGCCAUCAAUCCACUCAUCUACCUGGUUGGGAACGACGAAUUUCUCAUGCGCUUUCACAAUUUAAGUCAAAGAGCUCGAAUGUCAUUGUCGUAUCUGAGUGGUGUUGUAAUUUACCGCAAACCACGGGAGAUGGAUUCAACGGUAAAUACGGAGGCAUAGCCUAUCCUAACACUGGUACUUUAUUAUCAUCUCCUUGAACUUUCAGGACUUGCUUGUUCGAACUGCAGUUGAUGUCAUGUUAUUGCACUUGUAAUAAAUAACAAUAACAAAUAACAAAACAAUAACAAAAUAAAUAUAGGCCUGUAGUGUUAAAUAGUUUGUAAGGUCUACAUACCACCUACUUUUUACAUAGCUUGUUUUGUUUGUCAUUCUACUAUUCAAAUGUUUGACUGUUGGAUCUGUUCAAGUAUGAUCGGCGCCUAUCUUUCCCCAUGAUACUGAGGAGAUGUUAGUUCUGUGUCAGUGUGUCUAUCUUUCCCCAUGAUGAGGAGAUGGUACUGUAUGACUUGAUACUUGUUACAGAUGUCCAAUCUAAUGAAGCAGUUAUGUAGCCUGCUGUAUGUUUUUGUGUGAAAAAGAUUGUGGAAUAAAAGUUGUUUCCACACUG